Messenger RNA from Spinacia oleracea (spinach), 3372 nucleotides. The record is from RefSeq and is a predicted model, not a curated record. Lineage: Eukaryota; Viridiplantae; Streptophyta; Magnoliopsida; Caryophyllales; Amaranthaceae.
UACAUAGCAUCUCCAUUCCACUCUUUAAUUUUCCAUUGAACCCAAAACCAAAACAUAGGAUCCUUCAAAAACCAUAACACCUCUGGAAAAAUAUUGAGGAAGAACCGUAGUUCUUCUUUCCUUUUUCUUUUUUUCUUUUUAAUUACAUUUCAAAAAACCCUACAUUUGAUCGAUUUGAGCUAUGGCGGCGUCAGUCGAUCGUCAAUAUCAUCCGGCGCCGAUGAGCGGUGUCGUUCGUACCCCAUUUAGCAACCACCACCGUUCCGACUCUCCGGUUCGGAACGGUUAUACUUUUAGUAACCCGCCUUCUUCAAAUGGCGUUGUUAAACCCGGUGAAAAAAUCAAGCUCGUAGAUAAUAAUAGUAAUAAUGGUAGCAAUAAUAAUAAUAAUCGCUAUGAUAGCGAUAGUGAAGAAGAUGAUGACGAAAAUGAGAUGAAUGUCUGGAAUGAGAUGAUCAAAAAAGGUAACAGCGAAUUGGAGCCGUCUUCCGUCGAUAGCCGUGAUGAAGGAACGGCUGAUCAAUGGAUUGAGAGGAAUCCUUCAAUGAUCCGUCUCACAGGGAAGCACCCGUUCAAUUCGGAGCCUCCAUUGACCCGAUUGAUGCACCACGGGUUUCUCACCCCGGUUCCGCUUCAUUACGUUCGGAACCACGGUCCAGUCCCCAACGCUAAGUGGGAGGAUUGGACCGUUGAGGUGACCGGGUUAGUCAAAAGACCAAUCCGGUUCACUAUGGACCAAUUGGUCAAUGACUUCCAAAGCCGUGAGUUUCCGGUGACGCUUGUCUGCGCCGGUAACCGGAGGAAGGAACAGAAUAUGACGAAACAAUCGAUAGGGUUUAACUGGGGUUCCGCCGCCGUGUCAACUUCCGUGUGGCGCGGUGUUCCACUUCGCGACGUGCUUAAGCGGUGUGGGGUCAUGAGUUCGUUAAAAGGGGCUCUCAACGUUUGUUUUGAGGGGGCUGAGGAUUUACCAGGAGGUGGCGGGUCGAAAUAUGGUACAAGUGUUAAAAGGGAGUUUGCAAUGGAUCCGGCCCGUGACAUUAUUCUAGCGUACAUGCAAAAUGGGGAGAAGUUGAGCCCGGAUCAUGGGUAUCCGGUUCGGAUGAUCAUACCCGGGUUUAUUGGUGGGCGGAUGGUUAAGUGGUUGAAGAGGAUUAUUGUGACUACAACAGAGUCUGAUAAUUAUUACCAUUACAAGGAUAAUAGGGUCCUUCCCUCUCAUGUUGAUGCUGAACUUGCCAAUUCUGAAGCUUGGUGGUACAAACAAGAGUACAUCAUAAAUGAGCUGAACGUUAACUCGGUGAUAACAUCGCCGUGCCACGAAGAAAUCUUGCCUAUCAACGCCUGGACUACCCAACGUCCUUACACAAUGAGGGGUUACGCUUAUUCUGGGGGAGGAAGAAAAGUGACCCGAGUGGAAGUGACAAUGGAUGGUGGAGACACAUGGGACAUAUGUGAAUUGGACCACCAAGAGAGGGGAAGCAAAUAUGGUAAAUUCUGGUGUUGGUGUUUCUGGUCUUUAGAGGUCGAAGUACUAGACUUACUCGGAGCCAAAGAGAUUGGGGUCCGUGCUUGGGAUGAAAGCCUCAACACCCAACCUGAAAAGCUCAUUUGGAAUGUCAUGGGUAUGAUGAACAACUGCUGGUUUCGUGUUAAGACCAACGUGUGCAAGCCUCACAAGGGAGAGAUCGGUAUCGUGUUCGAACACCCGACCCAACCCGGUAACAAGUCGGGCGGGUGGAUGGCCCGUGAACGCCACCUCGAGAUCUCCGAUUCUGGCCCAACAUUGAAGAGGACAGCAUCCACCCCAUUCAUGAACACCACCUCAAAGAUGUACUCAAUGUCAGAGGUGAAGAAACACAACACUGCUGACUCAGCUUGGAUUGUAGUCCAUGGAAAUGUCUACAACGCGACCCGGUUCCUAAAGGAUCACCCGGGUGGGUCAGACAGUAUCCUCAUCAAUGCAGGAACCGACUGCACCGAAGAGUUCGAUGCAAUUCACUCAGACAAGGCCAAGAGGCUUCUAGAAGAUUUCAGGAUAGGUGAGUUGAUCUCAACGGGCUACACCUCUGACUCGUCCUCGCCCGGUAACUCAGUCCAUGGCGGGUCGGUUUACUCCGGGUUAGCCGGGUUAGCCCCAAUUACAGAAGCGGUUCCAUUACGUAAUGUUGCUUUAAACCCACGGGUUAAGAUCCCAUGCAAACUUAUUGAGAAAGUUUCACUUUCCCAUGACGUAAGAAGGUUCCGAUUCGGGUUACCCUCUGAAGACCAGGUGUUGGGUUUACCUGUAGGAAAACACAUCUUCCUUUGUGCUAAUGUUGAUGAUAAGCUUUGUAUGAGAGCUUAUACUCCAUCAAGUACCAUUGAUGUGGUUGGGUACUUUGAUCUUGUGGUUAAGGUUUACUUCAAGGAUGUUCACCCUAGGUUCCCUAACGGUGGGGUGAUGUCACAACAUCUAGACUCACUUUCUUUGGGCUCGAUUGUUGACGUGAAAGGCCCAUUGGGCCAUAUUGAGUAUUUAGGAAAGGGGAAUUUCACAGUCCAUGGAAAGCCCAAGUUUGCUAAAAAGCUUGCUAUGAUAUCAGGUGGGACCGGGAUUACCCCGAUUUAUCAGGUGAUGCAGGCAAUACUGAAAGAUCCUGAGGAUAAGACUGAGAUGCAUGUUGUGUAUGCAAAUCGGACGGAGGAGGAUAUCUUGCUUAGAGAAGAGCUUGAUAAAUGGGCUGAUGAGUUUAGAGAUCGGGUUAAAGUAUGGUACGUUGUUGAAAAGGCGGAGGAAGGGUGGAAAUAUGAUACCGGGUUUAUAUCUGAGAAGAUACUUAGAGAUCACGUGCCGGCGGUUGGGGAUGAUGUGUUGGCACUCACGUGCGGUCCUCCUCCUAUGAUUCAAUUUGCGGUUCAACCUAACUUGGAUAAGAUGGGUUUUGAUAUUAAGGAACAGUUGUUGAUUUUUUGAAAGUACUGUUACGUUGGGAAGUGAAUUUACUACACUACCCCUGAAGAUAUUUGUGUUACGUGCACAUUGCAAUAUCGACGUGUGUAACACAUGCGUUGUGCUUUCGAAUGUAUAGUAGAAGUUGGGUAAAAUGGAGUAUAUGAACACUACUAUAUGUAUUCUAUGUAUGUAAUGUAAUUUGUGGAGCUUUUUCUUCUUUCUUUACCCGGUGAAAUUAUGUGAAUAUAAGUGCUCCACUAGAUUGUUUGUUGAUAAGCUUUUUGUUGUCCUUAUGAAAAUUGGUUGAUGGAGGAAGAAGUAUGUAGAAGGAAGAAAUUCAAGUAGCUAAGGUUUAUGUAUUGUAAGAGGGAGAUUACUAUUUGGUAGUCUCCAUUUACCAUAUUAUUAUUGUAUAAAUAAUGGUUCUUGAAUAUUCA